This is a messenger RNA of Triticum dicoccoides, 2183 nucleotides long. Its product is annotated as very-long-chain aldehyde decarbonylase GL1-5. The record is from RefSeq and is a predicted model, not a curated record. Gene Ontology annotation, molecular function: iron ion binding; oxidoreductase activity. The transcript is spliced from 9 exons. The coding region runs from base 80 to 1939 and encodes 619 amino acids. NCBI's taxonomy places the organism in Eukaryota, Viridiplantae, Streptophyta, Magnoliopsida, Poales, Poaceae. Gene Ontology annotation, biological process: lipid biosynthetic process.
CGGAGAGGUCAGGCCUUGUCAAGCUUGCAGAACAAACAGAUAAGCUAGGUAGCAAGCUGCUCCAAGGCUCCAGGACACCAUGGCCACAAACCCCGGCCUCUUCAGCGAGUGGCCAUGGAAGAUGCUCGGCAGCUUCAAGUACGUGGUGCUGGCGCCAUGGGUGGCGCACGGCAUCCAGCAGGUGGCGACCAAGGGGUGGCGCGAGGCCGAUCUGGGGUACCUGGUGAUCCUCCCGUCGAUGAUUCUCCGGGGGCUCCACAACCAGGCCUGGAUCACGGUGUCCCGCCUCCAGAACGCGCGCGGCAAGCGGCAGAUCGUCGACCGCGGCAUCGAGUUCGAGCAGAUCGACCGCGAGCGCAACUGGGACGACCAGAUCAUCCUGAGCGCCAUCCUCUUGUUCCUGGGCGCGCUGCACCUGCCGGGCGGGCAGAACCUGCCGCUGUGGAGGACGGACGGCGCGGUGCUGCUGGCGCUGCUGCACGCCGGCCCGGUGGAGUUCCUCUACUACUGGUUCCACCGCGCGCUGCACCACCACUUCCUCUACACGCGCUACCACUCGCACCACCACGCCUCCAUCGUCACCGAGCCCAUCACAUCCGUGAUUCAUCCAUUUGCCGAGCUCGUGGCCUACGAACUGCUCUUCUCGAUCCCGAUGAUCGCCUGCGUUCUGACAGGAACUGCUUCCAUCAUGACGUUUGAGCUCUACAUGCUCUACAUCGACUUCAUGAACAACAUGGGCCACUGCAACUUCGAGCUGGUGCCCACCUGGCUCUUCACAUGGUUCCCUCCGCUCAAAUAUCUCAUGUACACACCAUCGUUUCACUCUCUCCACCACACUCAGUUCCGGACGAACUACUCUCUUUUCAUGCCGUUCUACGACUACAUAUACAACACGAUGGACAAGUCGUCAGACACGCUGCAUGAGAAAUCGAUCGAGAGCAAGGAGGAGGCCGUAGAUGUGGUUCACCUCACCCACCUCACCAGCCUGCAGUCCAUCUACCACAUGAGGCCCGGGUUCGCCGAGUUCGCCGCCAAGCCGUACGCCUCAAAGUGGUACAUGCGGAUCAUGUGGCCUCUGUCCUGGCUCUCCAUGGUGCUCACGUGGGCGUACGGUUCUUGGUUCACCGUUGAGAGGAAUGUCAUGGAGAAACUCAAAAUCCAGUCUUGGGCCAUACCAAGAUACAAUUUCCAUUAUGGAUUGAACUGGGAGAAGGAAGCAAUUAAUAACCUGAUUGUGAAGGCAAUAUGUGAAGCUGACAAGAAGGGGGCUAAAGUUGUUAGCCUUGGACUCCUGAAUCAGGCCCAGAGCCUCAACGGAAGCGGAGAGCUUUAUCUACAAAAGUACCCAAAGUUGGGGUUGAAACUGGUGGAUGGAACCAGUCUAGCUGCUGCAGUGGUUGUCAAUAGUAUUCCCCAUGGCGCGGACCAAGUUGUUCUUUCAGGAAACAUUUCCAAGGUGGCCUGUGCUGUGGCUGCAGCUCUAUGCAAGAAAAAUAUCAAGGUGAUAAUAACAAACAAGCAAGACUAUCAUUUCCUUCAGCCCAAAAUACCAGAAGAUGCAGCUGACAACCUUUUACUGUCGAAAACCGGUAUGGCCAAGGUGUGGAUAAUCGGAGAAGGCGCAGAUGCCACCGAACAGCUCAGGGCGCCGAAAGGAACACGGUUCAUCCCGUACUCACAGUUCCCACCAAGAAUGGCGCGCAAGGACGGCUGCACAUACUCGACGACUCCGGCGAUGAGCGUGCCUAAAACACUGCAGAAUGUUCAUUCGUGCGAGAACUGGCUGCCGAGGAGGGUGAUGAGCGCGUGGCGCGUCGCGGGGAUCGUUCAUGCGUUGGAGGGAUGGGACGAGCAUGAGUGCGGGGACACGGUGCUCGACAUGGACAAAAUUUGGUCUGCCGCACUUCUGCAUGGCUUUCGCCCCGUUGCUGAAGCUUGAUCGUCUGGUUGCAACUUGCAAGUCGAGUGAAUAAGCGUUACGCAGAUAAGGAUCUGGUUGUAUCUUGUAUGCUCGCUGGAGCCGUGCUGAGGAAGAAGGAGCAGACAUACUGGCUAGCAGAUGAGUGGCCUAUAAUUAAUUAAGUACUACUACUAGUUUGAUGAUCUAUGCCAAGGUUACUUGGUUAGCUAUUACUGGAUUAUUUACCUCCUAUGAUAAUGAGUUGAUGACUUGGUUCCACCUA